AUGCAAAUAAAUAUAAUUGAAGAAGUACGUGAUGGACUACAGAAAAAUGUUGCAGAAAUAUCUCGUCGGUUAAAAGAAACAGACGAAGCUAGAGAAACAUUAAAGAAAGAAAUUAUUGAUUUACGUAGAACUCUAGCUGAAACACAACGUGACCGUGAUAGUAAGGAAGAAGCUAAAGAAAAUCUCGUCAGGCGGGUUCAGUCUUUGGAAACGGAACGUGUUGAGCAAAAUAGAGUUUUGACUGACCAACAACAACAAAUCAAUGCUUUUGAGGAACAAAAAUGUGCUGACAACAAGGAGAUCGGUGAAUUACGUUCAAGUGUCCGCGAAAGUGAGAAAGGACGUCUUGAUAUCCGUCGUGAUCUGCAAGAAACACGGCGUCAACUCAAAGAUGUGCAGUCUGACCAUGAAAAGCAGACUAAAGUUCUCAUGGAAAUACAGUCUCGGCUAACACGAGAAGAAGAAAAGAAUGAAGAAUUACGCCAAGAAAAUACAGUCUUAAAACAACGUAAUGGUGAAAUGGAUGCUUGUCGUUGCAAACUACGGAAAGACUUAUCUACAAGUGAAAGAAGAAUAUGUGAUUUACAAGAGCUAUUAUCUAGUAGAGAACGAGAAUACAAACAAGCAGCAGAUCAUGCAAACUGCGAAUAUCGUCGGCUAACGGACACAAGAAAUCAAUUAGACGCGACUGUUGAAGCAUUAAGUAAUGAUUUGGCUGAAGUAAGAUUGGCUUUAAGUGAUGCUGAAGGCCGCGUGAGUAGUUUGGAAGCUCAGUUGGCAAAAAGUGAAUCCAUGAGAAGAGAUUUCGCAUAUAAAUUAGCAUGUAUACAUAGUUCACUUCGUAGACUUAUUGGUUAUAAUCAAGAUCGUCAUCGAUCUAGAACUCCAUUAAGAACCACAGAUUCAACUUCUGUUUCUCCUGUUCGUAAAGGGAAAACAAGUCCAAUCAACAGUCGUGAUAACUCUCCUGUAAAAGAUGCUGUUUGUGAUUCGAAAUUUCCAGGUGUAUCAAAACUAUAUCCUGCUGAUGGAUUCAAUGCAUCUGAUCUAGAUCCUGAUGCAGUUCGUUUAGCUUUACGUGAAUUUGUUCAGAAAUAUUCCAUGGUAAAACGUGAUUAUGAAGAUGCACAAGCACAAAUCACAUCUCUUCAUUCUCGAUUAAAUGAACAAGCUGAUCAAACGGAACAAUGGGCUAGACGACUACAUCAACUUCAACAAGCAUUAUGUGAAGCUGAAGCAGAUAAGAAAGGAGUAGAUGGAAGAUUAUCUACUACUCAAACUGCUCUUAUGCUACAAGAAGAAACAUUACGACAAAAUGAACGUGACCGAAAAAUAAUGGCAGAUAAAAUAAGUCAAUUAGAAAGACAAUUAUCUGCUAUUGAAAAUGAAAGACAUGAUGAUCAGGAAAAAAUAAUGCAUUUACAUCAAACUGGAGCACGCUUCGAAGAGGAGCGACGUCUCAGUCGAAGAGCUUUGGAUGAUGCUGAGAAUCGUAUCACGCAACUUGAAGUAACUAGACGAUCAUUAGAAGGUGAAUUACAACGAUUCAAGAUGUGUGUCAGUGAUAAAGAAGCUGAAAAUCAGAUCCUUGAGGAGAGAUGUCAAAACCUCUGCAAACAAAUACAGGAUUUAGAAUCCAAAUCACAGUCAUUACAACUGACAGUUGAUCGAUUGAGUACAGCAUUAGCUAAAAGAGAAGAGUUAGAAAGUGUAAGCAAAGAUAAAAUGCAACAACUUAACUCAAGUCUUUCAUAUCAUAAUCAAACUAUAUUAGAAUUACAAGAACGUUUAGUGCAUUUACAAAAAGCUCUAUCAAAUUCAGAACAUGAAAGGCGAAUUAUACAAGAACGAUUAGAUAAUACACGUAGUGUGUUACACGAACAAAAACAUCAAAAUCAACAGUCAUGUGAAAGAAUACAAUCAUUGCAAAGUGAAUUAGCUGAUGCUGAAUUACGUCGAGGAGAGCUUGAAAAUCAAAUACGUCAAACAAGUAAUGCAUUGGAUAAACGUCAAGAGAAUGAACAAGAACUCAACAGACAACUUCAAAUGCUUUCAAAAGAAAAACAAGAACUAUAUGAUAGAGUAUCAUGUUUACAGCGAAAUUUAACUGAUGUUGAAAAUAUGCGUGAUCAUUUAAUGAAAUCAAGUAGUCAUCUAGAAAAAGAUAGACAUAAUCUUAAAAGACAUUUAGAAAAAGCUGAAAGAGAAAAACAACACAAUGAAGAAAUUGUGAAUAAAAAUAAUCUGGAUCGUACAGAAUUAGAAAUAACAUUACGACGUUUAGAAGAAGAGAAUUCAAAUAGACGAAAACAAAUUCAAUUUUUACAAUCCAAAUUGGUUGAGAUGGAACAAAAUCACUCUAAACACCUGAAUGAACUGGCACAUCGACAUCGAGCAGAAAGUGAACUGGAAAUAGAAAGACUUCGUUGUGGUAAAGCUCAAGCUGAACGUGCACUUGAAGCACGUGAACGUGCUCAUAAACAACGUGUUAAAGCUUUGGAAGAUCAAGUUGUACAGUUAAAAGUUAAGCUAGCUUCAUUAAAAGAUCAUUUGAUAGUAGAAGCAAAUAGACCACAACAAAUAAUAAGUCAUCCAAGUAAAUUUUCAACCACAAUUCAUGCUGAAUUUCCAUCAACUAAUACUCGACGUUCAUUAGAACGUAGACCUGGAGGACAAGGUGAUUCAACACUGAAAACAUCAUUAUCAAGCAGUGAUCUACGUCAUGUAACAGAAAAAGGAAGUACAGAACUUCGUAAUACAACAGGAUCAAAAUAUUCAACAAGUAAUCGACCAAAUCGACUUCCAAGACGAUAA
Molecule: messenger RNA, 2814 nt
Organism: Schistosoma turkestanicum
Lineage: Eukaryota; Metazoa; Platyhelminthes; Trematoda; Strigeidida; Schistosomatidae
Source: the annotation of a GenBank genome assembly